GAUGACGCAAAGCCCACCUUUAACGUGGCUGUUUGUUGACGCCCGACACUGACUGUUAGGUUCAUCGGUUAGUCCUUUCCAGUUUCCGUCCCCAAACAUUACCACACGGUCCGAGUCUCUGAGAUCUUCGCCUUCUCUACUGUGAUCGUCUCAAAUCUUCCGAUGGUAAUUUCAUCUGUAAGGGGAUAUGAAAGAAAGGAACUCUACUUCCACCCUUAAGCGAAUUUUAGUGACUUGUGCAGCUCAGGCAAAAGAAUACGGGGGUUGUGUUGCAGCAAAGGUUCCACAAGUUGAACGUGAUAUGUGCUUGAAAGAAUUUCUUGCUUUAAAGAGUUGCAUGCAAAAUGUGGUAUCAUUUUGAUAUUAAUAGUAGAUGUCAUAUUGUAUGGCAGAUCUGCACUUGUAAUCUUCCAGAGAAAUUGCUUUGAGUCUCCUUGUUUGCUUCUGAAUAGCUGCGAGGAAAGCCGUGAGCCAGCAAGUGUGACCUUCUGUGCUUGGAGACAGUAGUUAGGACCAUUUGGAAAAGCCCAGAGCCUGGUUGAGGAUUCCCAUUAUCUGUAGCAGUACUUGCUAAGCCCUGCAAUAACUCUUCAAAAGUCUGAAAAUCAAUCAAACGAGAUGUCUGGAAAAGCAUCAAGUUCACAGUCUAGCAUUGGUUUGAGUGGGUCUGGUGCUCUGUCACAUGUUUAUAUUCCAUAUCUGCCCCUAAGAAGCAGCGUAGCUGGUUCAAAGGGUUUAUUUUAUGAUGAUGGCAAUAAGUUGCUGCUUUCCCCAACAUCAGAUCAGGUCUUCUGUUGGAAAACUGUUCCUUUUGAUCCUGUGGUUACUCCUACUUCUGAUUCAAUUAGUGAAGGCCCCAUCUUAUCUAUUCGAUAUUCAUUAGAUGCAAAGUUUAUAGCAAUCCAAAGAUCUGAUCACGAGGUACAGUUCUACGAUAGAGGAAGUGGGGAAACUUUUAGUCAGAUGUGCAAGUUAGAGUCAGAGAGCAUACUGGGUUUUUUUUGGACAGAUUGCCCAGUGUGUGAUAUUGUAUUUGUAAAGACCAGUGGGCUGGACUUGUUUGCUUACAAUUCUGAGUCAAAAUCACUCCAGUUGGUUGAGACGAGGAAAUUGAAUGUGAGUUGGUAUGUUUACACACAUGAAAGUCGCAUGGUUCUUCUUGCUUCAGGAAUGCAGUGCAAAACCUUCAAUGGUUUUCAGCUCUCAUCUGCAGGCAUUAUUCGUCUGCCAAAGUUUGAGAUGGCAAUGGCUAAAUCUGAGGCUAACAAUAAACCUGUCCUUGCUGCUGAAGAUAUUUUUAUAGUCACUGUCUAUGGCAGAAUAUACUGUCUGCAAGUUGAUAGGAUUGCAAUGCUCCUUCACUCUUACAGGUUUUACCGUGAUGUGGUUGUACAACAGGGUUCUUUGCCAAUUUAUUCAAGCAAGGUUGCUGUGAGUGUGGUUGAUAAUGUAUUGCUUGUGCAUCAAGUUGAUGCGAAGGUUGUUAUACUGUAUGAUAUAUUUGCAGAUUCUCGGGCACCCAUAUCAGCCCCACUUCCUCUACUAUUCAGGGGUUUCCCCAGGUCUAAUUCUUCUUCCCUGAGAUCAAAUAGAGAAGAUAAUGAAAGUUCAGAAGUUAAUGUUUUAAGUGACCAUGAAGCAAUCGUCUACGGAGAUAAUUGGACUUUUCUCGUUCCUGAUCUCAUCUGUGAUGUUGCUAAUCAACUUUUGUGGAAGAUUCAUUUAGAUUUGGAGGCAAUUUCUGCCAGUAGCUCAGAAGUACCGUCAGUACUUGAAUUCUUGCAACGGCGGAAGUUAGAAGCCAAUAAGGCUAAACAACUGUGCUUAUCAAUAGCACGCACUGUUAUUCUAGAACGCAGACCUGUGUCUACAGUGUCUCGGGCAUUAGAUGUUUUAGUUUCCUCCUACUCCCACUCUAUUAAGACAGGCACCUAUCUUAAGGGAAUAAAAUCUGCAAAAACAUCACCUUCUGGUGAGCCACAGACGAGUGGCCCUAGAUCUAGUGCUGAUGUAUCUUCUAGAAGAGUAGACACAGUUGGGAAGUCCAUUAAAUAUGAAUCUGCUGCUGGAUUGGACAGUGAAUCGCCUAACAGAUUUUUAACCUAUUCAAAUUCCGACUCUGAGGAUAGUACAAGCUUUGAAGCGCCAAAGGCCACUUCAAAUAACUCUCAAUUGUUCGAUGGUAAAAUGGACAGGGGGAAGUUAACGGGUGCUGAAACGUCUGGUGGUGAAAUUCGGUCUUCAUCUUUGCAAUAUCAAGUUCUUAGAUCCGGCAACAGCCCAUUGGAUGCUAAUGCUUCGGAGCAGCAAGAGUCCCAACCGACCUCUCCAGUAAUUUCAUCUUAUGAAAUGUACAGUUUUGUGUUCGCUCCUGUUGAGGAAGAGAUUAUUGGAGAACCUUCAUACUUGGUUGCCAUCAUUGUUGAGUUUCUUCGUAGUGCUAAUAUUGAAAAGGUUGAAGUCCAUCCUAAUCUCUAUGUCCUGACCGUACAAUUACUAUCACGCAGUGAGCGAUAUGCAGAACUUGGGCAGUUUGUCUUAAACAAGAUUCUUGAACCUUCUAAAGAAGUAGCAAUGCAACUCCUAGAGUCUGGCCGUCAGAACUCUCGAACAAGGAAGUUGGGUUUAGAUAUGCUGAGGCAGCUUUCUUUACACCAUGACUAUGUACUGUUACUAGUGCAAGAUGGAUAUUACCUUGAAGCAUUACGCUAUGCACGGAAGUACAAGGUCAGUACCAUUCGACCUUCGCUGUUUCUUGAGUCAGCAUGUACCUCCAAUGACUUGCAAAAUUUAGCUGCAGUCCUUAGGUUCUUUUCGGAUUUCAUUCCUGGAUUCAGAGACACAUCGGAUCACGACACUUACUACCGCAUUCUCAGCGAGAGGAACUCAUCCAUUGCUGCGUGAAGUUUUUCAUAGUAUGACUCGGGCAACUGAAUAAUGCCGUAAUUACCAAGUCCGUUAGAGCUGUACAAGUUUUCAGAACUCCUUUUCGAAAGUACUACGUGAUUAGUUUCAGGUACCAAUUUACAAAAAGGAUAAGUAUCUUGUGCUAUCGUUCUUCUAAAUUACUUUCCUGUAAUCUACUGAACAGCGACUUUUGUGAAUGAGUAUGAAAUAUUAUCCCGUUGAGUAAUGGGCCCUUCAAACA
Molecule: messenger RNA, 3148 nt
Organism: Pyrus x bretschneideri (Chinese white pear)
Lineage: Eukaryota; Viridiplantae; Streptophyta; Magnoliopsida; Rosales; Rosaceae
Product: regulator of MON1-CCZ1 complex
Exons: 14
Coding region: 619-2904 (761 amino acids)
Biological process (GO): regulation of autophagy
Cellular component (GO): late endosome membrane; lysosomal membrane; Mon1-Ccz1 complex
Molecular function (GO): protein binding
Source: RefSeq, a predicted model, not a curated record